CGCAGUUGAAAAAUAAUUUUAAAAAAUUAACGGUUAAAAAAUAUUUGAAAAUUAUGAUCUAUGAAAUUUGAACUUCAUAAGUGAUAGACAGACAAAGUGCAUUAGCGACUAUGAAAUUUUAAAAAGUGUGCUAAAAAAGUAGCAAUAAGAAGAAGUGAACCUAGCAGUGAUAAGAACAAAAGCCAAAAACUAUAGACAGUCAAAAGACAGUAAAAGAAACAAGAAUCAAUAAAUCAUUCCUGUUGUAAAACAAAAAAGACAGAAUUUUUUUGGAAAAACAAUUUAGAAACUGCCAUAAUUCUUUAACUGUGUAAAAAAUAAGAAGCAUAAAGAAUGAAGCGUAAAAUGCUUUAGCUAAAAUUGAUAAAACAAGAUUAUUAGUUAUCGACAAUGAACUUUCUACACAUGUUUUUAAUUCACAAGGGUGGGAGGAGGGCGACGAAAUAUCAAAAGAUAUUUUGGGUUUAAACAACAUCAUUGAGCAAACAGUCGAUAAUGGUAAUAACUACGACAUUAUAACUGAUAAUGUGAUAAAAGCAGCAGCGGAAAUUUUCCUAAAUGACUCGAAAGAUUUAAACUACACUAAUGGCAAUAUCAAAUUGCUAUUGCCAUUCAAUAACAAUAGCGACUUUUUAACGGACCAAAAUAGCACCUACAACUAUGAACUCAAAAUUCCGGAAUAUAUUACACUCACUUCUAUGAUUUUCUGUAUCUUGAUUAUGUGCCUCGGAUUGAUUGGAAAUAUAAUGGUUCCCAUUGUCAUUUUAAAGACGAAAGAUAUGCGAAAUUCAACAAAUAUUUUCUUGAUAAACCUCAGUAUUGCCGAUUUACUUGUACUUCUUAUUUGCACACCGACAGUACUAGUUGAAGUCAAUUCAGCUCCCGAAGUUUGGAUGCUGGGCGAAGAAAUGUGUAAGCUAGUUCCAUUCAUUGAACUAGUUGUAGCACACGCUUCAAUUUUGACAAUUUUAGCAAUUUCUUUCGAACGAUAUUAUGCUAUAUGUGAGCCAUUAAAAGCUGGAUAUGUUUGUACAAAAACGAGAGCUCUAUCAAUAUGUAUACUGUGCUGGAUAGUUGCCGGGAUGUUUACAAGCCCUAUAUUGGAUAUUGCGAGCUAUCAAAUCGAGGAAUAUUACGACGGUAGUAAAGUGCCGGUGUGCUUAACUAACGUUGAUACAUUCUGGCCAUCAUUAUUUUUCCUAGGCAGCAUUUCCAUAUUCUUCUUUAUACCUCUAUUCAUACUGAUAGUAUUAUACUCGGUUAUAGCAAAGCAUUUAAUGGCUAAUCCCAGUUUAAUAUCAACACAUAGUAGCAGAAGUAAUUUUAUAAAAUAUCGUAAGCAAGUGAUUUUAAUGCUUGCGGCGGUAGUUGUAUCCUUUUUCACAUGUUUACUUCCAUUUCGAGCGUUUACACUUUGGAUUAUAUUGAUUCCAUCUGAGACAUUAGCGAGGUUUUUAUCGAGUCAAAAAAAUAUGGAAAUUUAUUAUUCCCUUUUAUACUUCUGUCGCUGUAUGUGGUAUCUAAAUUCGGCAAUGAAUCCAAUACUAUACAAUCUAAUGUCAUCUAAAUUCCGAGAUGGUUUUAUUAAGUUACUUAAAUGUAAGCCACUCAUAAGAGCAACAAGUUGGUCAGACAGAAAAAAAGGAACGUUCCAUACGACAUCAACAAAUCUGAGUUCGUCACAUAAUAAUAAUAUAGAGAAUCGACUAAAGGAGACAACAAAUAUUGAAGUCAAAAAUCAAUUAAAUGAAUGUGAGAAUGUCAAUAAAUUAGUAACAAUAACAAUUUCAUCUGUUAACGACAACAAUUUAUCUCGUCAAAAAAUUCAAUACAAUUUUAUUAAAAGAAAACGAAAUGAUCGAAAUGAAAUUCAUUAUGCUCCGUCAUCGGAGUGUGAACGAAUAUUAAAGGAAAACUCAUCAGACAUCAAUGAUAAUGAUAAAUUUUUGAAUUUAUCGUCGACACCCAAAGAAAGUCUUGUGUAAAGGAAGAAGAAAAGUUGGUGUGAUAAAAAAAUUGUUUGCGAAUUGCUUUUGAUGGAUGGCUGAGGUGCUGUUUUUAUGAACAUUUCAACUAUUUUCUGAAAUUCAAUUUUUUGAAAUUUGAACUGGAAUGAGUUGAACUUUUGAACAACCUUUUGGAAUAAUUGAACUGAAAUGAAACGAACUUUUUUGAGUUUCUGAGCAUAAAAAUCAAUGUUUUGAACUAAAACCAGACGAAGCGUCUGGUUUUCUGAACAAAUUUUUGAACUGA
Molecule: messenger RNA, 2253 nt
Organism: Chironomus riparius
Lineage: Eukaryota; Metazoa; Arthropoda; Insecta; Diptera; Chironomidae
Source: the annotation of a GenBank genome assembly